Molecule: messenger RNA, 3882 nt
Organism: Condylura cristata (star-nosed mole)
Lineage: Eukaryota; Metazoa; Chordata; Mammalia; Eulipotyphla; Talpidae
Gene: STAU1
Product: staufen double-stranded RNA binding protein 1
Exons: 17
Coding region: 399-2468 (689 amino acids)
Source: RefSeq, a predicted model, not a curated record
UCACUUCCUGCCGGGCUGCGGGCGCCGGAGCGGCUCUUCAGCGUUUUCGCCGGCGGCCGCCGCGUCUGCCUCGGCUCCCCCUUCCUCUGACCCCCCCGGCCCGGCGGCACCCGCCUCCUCCGCGGCCACUCCGCCUCUUCCCUCCGUCCCUUCCUCCUCUCCCUGCUUCCUUCCUCCUUCCCCUCCUUGCCGCCGCCGCCGCCCAGGACCGCCGGCCGGGGGACGAGCUCGGGGCAGCAGCCAGGAGUUUGCUAAUCAUAUAACAUCUCAGAACUGAAACAAAACAACAUUGUUCCUGGAGCUGUUUUUUUAAGGUAGAACUUUAGACUUCAUAGCACUGAAUUAAUCUGCACUGAAAGCUGUUUACCUGCAGUUGUUCACUUUUGUUGAAAGUGACCAUGUCUCAAGUUCAAGUGCAAGUUCAGAACCCAUCUGCUGCUCUCUCAGGGAGCCAAAUACUGAACAAGAACCAGUCUCUUCUCUCACAGCCUUUGAUGAGUAUUCCUUCUACUGCUAGCUCUCUGCCCUCUGAAAAUGCAGGUAGACCUAUUCAAAACUCUGCUUUACCCUCUGCAUCUAUUACAUCCACCAGUGCAGCUGCAGUUCCUUCUAACAUGGCACACCCCAAAGAGAAAACCCCAAUGUGUCUUGUGAAUGAGUUAGCCCGUUUCAACAAGAUUCAGCCUGAGUAUAAGCUUUUGCGUGAGCAAGGUCCAGCUCACUGUAAGGUGUUUACAGUACAGCUAACACUUGGAGAUCAGAACUGGGAAGCUGAAGGAUCUAGUAUUAAAAAGGCCCAACACACAGCUGCUGCCAAAGCUUUGGAAGGAACAAAAUUUCCUAAACCCAUAGCCCGCCCUUUUCGUAGCGAAGGAAGGAAUCCAGAAAGCAUAACUCCUACUGUAGAACUAAAUGCACUGUGCAUGAAACUUGGGAAAAAACCAAUGUAUAAACCUGUUGACCCUUACUCCCGGAUGCAGUCCACCUAUAACUACAACAUGAGAGGAGGUGCUUAUCCCCCAAGGUACUUUUACCCAUUUCCAGUACCACCUUUACUUUAUCAAGUUGAACUUUCCGUGGGAGGACAGCAGUUUAACGGGAAGGGGAAGACAAGACAAGCUGCAAAGCAUGAUGCUGCUGCGAAGGCCUUGAGGAUCCUGCAGAGCGAGCCGCCGCCUGAAAGGCCAGAGGUGAAUGGAAGGGAAUCAGAAGAGGAAAAUCUCAACAAAUCGGAAAUAAGUCAAGUGUUUGAGAUUGCACUUAAACGGAACUUGCCUGUGAAUUUCGAGUCUUUCCCUCUCAAACAGGUUGCUCGGGAGAGCGGCCCCCCCCACAUGAAGAGCUUUGUGACCAGGGUGUCAGUUGGGGAGUUUGUGGGGGAAGGUGAAGGGAAGAGUAAGAAGAUUUCAAAGAAGAAUGCUGCUAUAGCUGUGCUUGAGGAGCUGAAGAAGUUACCCCCCUUGCCUGCAGUCGAGCGAGUAAAGCCCAGAAUGAAAAAGAAAACGAAGUCCAUAGUCAGGAUGCCCACUUGUCCUUCUACAAAACUAUAUACAUGUUCAAAAAGUAGCCCAGAAUAUGGCCAGGGGAUGAACCCAAUUAGCAGAUUGGCCCAGAUUCAGCAAGCAAAAAAGGAUAAGGAGCCAGAGUACAUGCUCCUCACAGAGCGAGGCCUCCCACGCCGCCGCGAGUUUGUCAUGCAGGUGAAGGUGGGAAACCACACCGCAGAGGGAGCCGGCACCAACAAGAAGGUGGCCAAACGCAACGCAGCAGAGAACAUGCUGGAGAUCCUCGGUUUCAAAGUUCCGCAGGCUCAGCCCACCAAGCCGGCCCUCAAAUCAGAGGAGAAGACACCAAUAAAGAAAUCAGGGGAUGGAAGAAAAGUAACGUUUUUUGAACCUGGCUCUGGGGAUGAAAAUGGGACUAGCAAUAAAGAGGAUGAGUUCAGGAUGCCUUAUCUCAGUCACCAGCAGCUGCCUGCUGGCAUUCUCCCCAUGGUGCCCGAGGUCGCCCAGGCUGUAGGAGUCAGUCAAGGACAUCACGCCAAAGAUUUUGCCAGGGUAGCUCCGAAUCCUGCCAAGGCCACGGUAACUGCCAUGAUAGCCCGUGAAUUGUUGUAUGGGGGCACCUCGCCCACAGCCGAGACCAUUGUAAAGAGUAACAUCUCUUCAGGCCACGUACCCCAUGGACCUCUCACAAGACCCUCUGAGCAGUUGGACUAUCUUUCCAGAGUCCAGGGAUUCCAGGUUGAAUACAAAGACUUUCCCAAGAACAACAAGAAUGAGUUUGUAUCUCUUAUCAAUUGCUCCUCUCAGCCGCCUCUGAUCAGCCAUGGCAUCGGGAAGGAUGUGGAGUCCUGCCAUGACAUGGCUGCGUUGAACAUUCUAAAGUUACUGUCUGAGUUGGACCAACAAAGCACAGAGAUGCCAAGAACGGGAAACGGACCAAUGUCUGUGUGUGGGAGGUGCUGAACCUUUUUUUGGCCAGGAACCAUUGUAAAGUCCCAACAUAUAUACUGAAAAUCCUGAAACUGCUUUGAGAAUUGGAAUUUCUGAUACCUCCAGUGGGCCGAGAGACCUGAUGGGUAAAGAACUGGAGACAGCGGUGGUGAUGAAAGUGGGACCACAAGGAGGCGGCUGUGGCCACUUGUGCUGGGGUUGUCCCCACCCAGCAGCAGCUGCAGAAGGGGCCUACCCGGCAGCCAGGCAUGUCGGAAAAGCCAGUGGGUCCAUGUCCCGGUUAUUUUCUGCGUGAAAACAGCACGGAUCUUUUUUCAAACUGGCUCAUCAAACAUUUUGGGACAAACUCUGGACACCAUGCUGAAGAGAGCCUUAGCCGGCCCGCGCCGAAAGCACCAGAUAAUCAAAUGCUUCCUGCUCAGCACACGCCGACUCUCCUGGUGUGCCGCGGCCACUGCCUCCUGAGCAACCCACCAUCACCACUGCUUUCUCUCCCAAAAGAUACGUAUUCUUAGUUUUAUGAUUUUCUUUUGAUUGAAAUGACACUAUACAGAUUUUCAUUUGAGUUUCUCAAUUGUAUCUAGUUACAUAGCAGUUAGAAACUUGUCUGAGACUGACUUUUCAGUAACCUAACUGGCAGAGAUCAUAUCCAUGUGUCUGUGGCUAUACAUUUUUAUUUCAUUGGACUAACCCAGGACCACUUCAGUGAUGGCAACUGUGUUUAGCUGAAAGUCCUGGACUUCUCAGAAACCUUGAAGUCUCCCACUGGUGUAUAAAUUGGACAAUUUAGGAAUUUUAAAAUUUCAAUGAUCAGUGGGUUAUUUUCUAUUUUACCUUUUGUUAUUGCAACAGAACUUAAAACAAGUGAGCUUUGAUCUUUGUUUUAAAGACUACAGAGACAAUUGUGUGUAUAUACAUAAGGCUCUUGAGGAUACUUGGUUUCACUACACUACGGGAUAUGAUCUCCAUGUUACACGUAAAACUGCAGACUGGUUUUCCUUAAGUGUGUUAAGACAAUGUUGAUUCCAUCUCCAUGUAGGACUGAAAGAGGGACCUGUUUCUCUCAGACUGUGUUGCUGUCUCACUGUGCACCAAUGCGUACAGUGGCCUGCGUAUAUCCAGGUAGAGAGCACGGUAGCCUUGCCAGUUAAGUUCUGCUUCAAUUCGUUGUUUACGCUGGAAUUUUUUCUCCCCAUGGAAUGUAAGUAAAACUUAGUGUUUGUCACCAAUAAAUGGUAAUACUAAAUUUUUUUUUGUUAAUUUAUUCUCAAAGGCCACUACUGCUAGGUUGGCCCCCUCCCAACCUGCCCCCCCUUUUUUAUUUAAAAACAAAAACAACUUUGUAAUGCUUAUGAUUCCAUCUGGGUGAGAUUCUGAAGAUUUGAAAUAACUUUAUAUGAAACCAUUGAUCAAUAAAACAGCUACU